UUGGAAAUAUAUUCCUUGCUAUUUCAGAAAUAAUAGGCCAGAAGGAAGGCAUACUAGAGCUAGUUAAGUGUAUAGAAUCUGCAUGCAAAGCAAGAAAAUUAGAUAGUAAGCAGGAAGUUUGCAUUUCAAAUAAGAUAGAAUCAAUUAUUAGGUCUUUAUCACUGAAUAAGAAUGUAAAAGUAGAGUGCAGCCAGAUGAAACUUGGGACAAGAUCAAAUGGAAAGGUAGAUAUUUUCUCUAAAAUUAGUAUCACUUAUAUUUUUUAUGAAGGAAAGAGUGGAAUUUCUUUGGAUAUAAAACAUGGGCAUGCUACCAUUACGCUUCUUCAAUCUUUAAAUACUAGCUCUGCACAUAUUAAAGAAGAGUAUGAAAAAGUAAAAAAAACUUACAGUGAUGUAGACUGCUAUAUAGGAUACAUUGCGGUUCAAUAUGUUAGUGCAGAGCUAGAUGCUUUAAGCUCUAACAGUUAUAGUCUCAGUAAAAAACUUGAAAAAAUCGUAGUCUCAAUUAUACAUGAAGAAUCCAAAGAUAUAUCUAAAAUAUUCUUAUUAGGAAAGAUUUCUAUCUUUGAUAUUAAAAAUACUAUUAUAAAGAAAUUUAUAAUUUGUACCCUAGAUAAGGAAGUAGGCCCCAAAAACCCUCUAACCCGAAUUACUGCAAACAUUUUAGGAAGUGUUCCACUCAAUGAUUAUGGAUCAAGAUUUUCAAUGAUGGUGUUCUUUCCAUUUCAUGCAAGCUGGCAGAAACUCUAUCCAAGGCUUGGAUUUAAGCCAUCAGAGCCUAUCCCAAAAGAAGAUCGUAUUUGGAUUCGCCUAUCAGAAAUAGAAACAUAUUUAUACAAUACUCUAAAGCUUCUUUCAGCGACUGCUAUAUCAAAAGCUACAUGCAGCUAUAUUAGAGCAACUAUGCAUAACCCAAGAAUGAUCGAUUCAAGAGUAAAAUUUAUAACCAGACUGCUUCUAAGUUAUCGCGUCAUGCUUAUCCUGAGGAUAGAUAACUUAGUGGAAAUUCAAUCCAUUAUCAAAGAAUCUGCAAAAGCCUACAAUUUAAACUACGUGUAUAUUAUCUGGUUUAUCCAUGCAUGCUCGGAUGAUUAUAAGUUCUCAUUAGAGUCUAUUAAGACAGUUUACGACUUUAUACUCUUUGAUAGUUAUCCAAACCCAUUUAAGUUUAAAAAAAGAAUGUCAGGACCCACGAAAUAUUUUGAAAAAUCUCUAAGCACUUUAAAAGAAAAUAAAACACUUUUCUGCUCGGAGGAUGACAGAAAAAGUAUAGAAAAGUAUGAUGCUGUGUUAGCAUACUUCUUGGAAUACUGUUGGUGGCUCAAGAAACCCAAACCUAAAUCCUCAGCCUGCUGCAGUAUAAGUUGA
Molecule: messenger RNA, 1370 nt
Organism: Nematocida ausubeli
Lineage: Eukaryota; Fungi; Microsporidia
Exons: 1
Source: RefSeq, a predicted model, not a curated record